CCUGUUGAUUGGAGAGCAUGAAUUGAUUAAGGAUAGCCCUUUUAUGCUUAUAAUUCUAUUGUUACUGCAAUUUUAAUAAUACUUUAUGGUUGCAUCUCAGUGGCUUUCCAAAGAAUGAUGUGGAUGUACGUGCAGGAAUUUUUCUAAUGUGCUAGUGGAGAUUUUAGUCGGACAAUAAGAUGGAAAAAAGGAAAUGGUUGUGGAAGAAGAAAUCAUAUGAGAAGAGCCCUGGUGAAACAGAAAGUUCCGGUUCAAUAUCUUCACAUUCUGAGAGAUAUUCUGAUGAGCAGGAGUCAUUGAAGGUGUCUCCUAACCAUAGCAUUCAAUCACCAGAGGUCACCUCAAAAGCCUCAAUCAUUAAUGACUACCUUGAUGAUACUGUUAAGAGUCUGAAAGAAAAGUUAUCAGCUGCUCUUGUCAAUGUUAGUGCCAAAGAAGACUUGGUUAAGCAGCAUGCCAAAGUGGCUGAAGAAGCUGUUGCAGGCUGGGAAAAAGCGGAAAAUGAAGCAGCAGCUUUAAAGCAGCAACUUGACGCUGCAGUUCAGCAGAAUUUGGCUCUGGAAGUUCGGGUGAGCCAUCUCGAUGGUGCCCUUAAGGAAUGUGUUAGGCAGCUGAGAAAUGCAAGAGAGGAGCACGAGCAAAGGAUUCAUGACGCUAUUGCAGCAAAAACCCAAGAAUGGGAAUCCACCAGACUUGAGUUAGAGAGCCAGCUCUUUCAGCUCCAGGGCAAAGCAGAGGCUGCCAAAGCUGAAAGUCGUGCUUCUGUUGAUCCUGAUGUUUCCUUUAAACUUGAGUCUUUAGAGAAAGAGAACUCAGCCCUCAAGCUUGAGCUCCUUUCUCAGUCUGAGGAAUUAGAAGUCAGGACUAUAGAGCGGGACUUGAGCACCCAGGCAGCUGAAACAGCUAGCAAGCAGCAGUUGGAAAGCAUAAAGAAGGUGGCCAAGCUUGAGGCUGAGUGCCGAAAGCUACAAGCAAUGGCUCGUAAAUCAUCCUCACACAAUGAUCAUAAGUCCCUUGCUGCUUCAUCGCAUUAUGUCGAGUCCCUCACAGAUAGUCAGUCAGACAGUGGGGAGCAGUUGAAUGCUGUUGAGAUUCAUACCCAGAAGAUGACUAGAUUGGAGCAGAAUGAGUCUGAAACAAGUUGCUCGGAUUCAUGGGCAUCAGCACUAAUUGCUGAGCUUGAACAAUUCAAGAAUGGAAAGAACAUGACUAAAAAUGUCAAAACUUGUUCUGUCGAAAUGGAUAUCAUGGAUGAUUUUCUGGAAAUGGAGCGACUUGCUGCAUUAGCCGAGAGUGAGAAUAAAUCCUGUUCUUUUGGAUCACAAUCUGUUGGCAGUAAAUCCACCAAUGUAGAGAAUCAACUAAAAACAGAGCUUGAAACCAUGGUUCAUCGGGUGGCUGAAUUGGAAGAGAAGUUAGAAAAGAUGGAAGCAGAGAAGGCUGAACUCAAGAAUGCUUUGACUGUGAGUCAGGAUUCUCUCAAGGCAUCACAAACUCAGCUGACUGAGGCUGAAGUAAGGUUGGAGGAGCUGCAGAGUGAGCUAAAUGUGUUGAAUGAAGCAAAGCAAUUGCUAGAGUUUCAACUUAUCGGAAUGGAAGUAGAGGCCCGAACAACAUCUGCAAAUGUUGAUUUGUUAAAGGCAGAGGUUGAAAAGGAACGGAGUUUUUCAGCUGAAGUGGCAGUGAAGUGUCAGGAAUUGGAAGAUAAGCUAACAAGAAAAAUCCAGGAAGCUGAGCUUCAGCAGACUGCAAGUUCAAAUAGUGAAUUGAAAAUAAAGCAGGAGGACAUAGACGUAGCAGCUGGUAAACUUGCAGAGUGCCAGAGAACGAUAGCAUCUCUUGGGCAGCAGCUCAAGUCUCUAGCAACACUGGAAGACUUCUUGAUUGACAAUGCGAACCUUCCCGGGUUUUCUGAAGGAGGAUCACUUUUUCCAACAGCUGCUGAAGAGCUAUGGAAGUUGCAUUCUAACGGGACCUUUAUGCCUAAAAGUGAUUCAAAUCCUCCAAAAAUACCUGGAGAGAAUUCUGUUCCUUGCAUGAAUGGUAAUGAUGGGGAAUCACCAUCAUCUUCAUCAUCGUCAACUUCAUCUGCUAAUCAUGGCAGUUCUGCAAAGAGUCGAAGUGGUUUUGGGAAGUUGUUCUCACGAAGUAAGAGUGGUAUUCAAGUUGAAAGUCAUCAAGGAUAGACAAAAGAUACUAUAGGGGAAGGUUGAAAACAUGGGACUUUGUGUUGGACAAUUGAGAGAAUUGCUGAUUAAAUUCUGUUUAGUUGGCAUUCAUGUUACUUGGAUGGAGGUGGUGUUUCAAAAGUUUUGAAACCUUCUCGGAUUUCAGCUUUCAAGGGCUCUUGUUGUGCUUACCAUAUUCGGUCUUUUAUAAUGAUAUUGUUUUAG
Molecule: messenger RNA, 2393 nt
Organism: Ilex paraguariensis (yerba mate)
Lineage: Eukaryota; Viridiplantae; Streptophyta; Magnoliopsida; Aquifoliales; Aquifoliaceae
Source: the annotation of a GenBank genome assembly